CUGUAAACAAUUGGCGCAUUUCGCAUUUGUGGGGCGCUGUGUUAGGCAGAACGAAUAAACCGGUAGAAAGUGCAUUCAUUCUGUUUGUGUUAAGUCAAACAAAGAGGAGCUCAUUUUCUUAUCUAAUCGAAAAAGAGAAUUUUUGAAUUCUUUUAUUUUUUCUUUGUAGCUCUGCAAAAUGAAAAGUGCAAAUCACCAUCUAUUGGUUGGUUUGUUGUUCUUGUUGGUUGCGGCGGGGUUAUGUGAUGCGUCUGAUAGGAAACGCCCCCUUUAUCGUAAAAGCUUUGUUAACCCCUAUCCGAGGUUUCGAGAGUUUGUAGACGGGGGAAAUCCCGGUGAACCACUGUUUCUGACGCCACUGAUUAAUAAUGAAUCGAUUCCAAGAUCGGCUAUUCGAGACAAGGCCAAAGUUGUGGGUUCUCAAUAUCAUGGUGUAGAAAGUUAUGCUGGAUUUUUGACAGUCGAUCUGAAAUUUAAUUCUAAUAUGUUUUUCUGGUACUUCCCAGCUGAAAAUGAUUCAGCAUAUGCUCCAGUAGUUUUGUGGCUACAAGGUGGUCCAGGAGCCUCAUCAUUAUUUGGGCUCUUCACGGAGAAUGGUCCAUUUGAGUUUGAUGAACAUGGCAAAUUACAAAAGCGAAAUUAUACGUGGAGUAGAACCCACAACUUGAUAUUCAUUGAUAAUCCCGUUGGAACGGGUUUCUCUUUCACGGACAAAGACGAGGGCUACGCUAGAAAUGAAAAAGACGUCGGACACAAUUUACACGAGGCAAUGCAGCAACUGUACGAACUGUUUCAGUGGAGUCAAGAUGGAGGAUUUUGGAUAACUGGUGAAUCGUAUGCUGGUAAAUAUGUACCCGCCUUGGCAUAUCACAUUCACAAGGUUCAAAAUGCCAUUGACACCCGUGUACACAUACCAUUGAAAGGUGUAGCCAUUGGCAAUGGUCUCUCGGAUCCCAUUCAUCAACUGAAAUAUGGUGAUUAUUUGUAUCAACUUGGCCUAAUUGAUGACCAUGGAUUGAAACAGUUUCAUGAUGCCGAAGCCGCAGGCGUAAAAUGCAUCGAAAAGCACGAUAUGGAUUGUGCUUUCGAUAUAUUUGAUAAUCUCCUCAAUGGUGACAUGGUCAAUGGAUCCUUGUUCAGCAAUCUCACCGGGUACAAUUACUAUUACAACUAUUUGCACACGAAAGGAGAUAAUUAUGGUCAAAUAAUGGGUGAAUUUAUCCAAUCGAGCACUACACGACGUUCCAUACAUGUUGGCAACUUAACUUACCACGAUUUGGAUACCGAAAACAAGGUAGAAAUUUUCUUAAAACGCGAUGUCAUGGAUACGGUAGCUCCAUGGAUUGCGGAACUUUUAAAUUUCUACACAGUUUGUAUUUAUAAUGGUCAACUGGACAUCAUUGUGGCAUAUCCCUUAACUCGAAACUUUUUAAAUCAUUUGAAAUUCAAGGAUGCCGACCUGUAUAAAGUGGCAGAACGCAAAAUAUGGCGUGUUGACGACGAAAUCGCCGGUUAUGCCAAGCAUGCUGGACAUUUAAUUGAAAUUAUGGUACGUAAUGCUGGACAUAUGGCACCAACUGAUCAGCCAAAGUGGAUGUUCUGGAUGAUUGACCAUCUAACGCACUACAAGAAGAUUGCCUAAAUUGUAUAUGAUACAAUAAUGUACUGCAAUGUUCUAAAAAUCUUAUUUUAUGUACAAUUAGUACCCAUCUCAUUUUUCUUUUUUUUCAACAAUGUGAAUAAUAAAAUUGUUUGUAAUGAAUUAUUAAAUAAAAAUGAAUCUGUUUAAACAAAAUAUUAA
Molecule: messenger RNA, 1801 nt
Organism: Musca domestica (house fly)
Lineage: Eukaryota; Metazoa; Arthropoda; Insecta; Diptera; Muscidae
Product: venom serine carboxypeptidase
Exons: 2
Coding region: 179-1642 (487 amino acids)
Biological process (GO): proteolysis
Molecular function (GO): serine-type carboxypeptidase activity
Source: RefSeq, a predicted model, not a curated record